CACAAAUACAUUGGUAGCAGCCGGCAUCUCUAUUUAAAUUAGAUUUUUAAGGUUUUUUGUUAAUUGACAACUCAGCAAUUUAUCUGGCUGACUGUCAGUCCUGCUGUAGAGUUCUGAAGAAAAUCUCUGUCCAUACAACCAUGAGUGACACCGUAGGAAAGGUUAUCACUUGCAAAGCUGCAGUGGCCUGGGAGGCGAAAAAACCUCUGGUCAUCGAGGAGGUGCAGGUUGCCCCUCCGAAGGCGGGUGAAGUUCGCCUGAAGGUACUGGCCACCGGCGUGUGCCACACGGACGCCUACACCCUGGAUGGCCACGACUCGGAGGGCAAGUUCCCCUGCAUCCUCGGCCACGAGGGUGGUGGCAUCGUCGAAAGCGUCGGCGACGGCGUCACUGAAUUCCAAAUUGGUGACCAUGUCGUUCCCCUAUACAUUCCGCAGUGUCGCGAUUGCAAGUUUUGCAAGUCUCCGAAGACAAAUCUGUGCAGCAAAAUCAGGACCACUCAGGGCCAGGGAGUGAUGCCCGACGGCACCACCAGGUUCACCUGCAAAGGUUCAGAAGUGUUCCACUUCAUGGGUUGCUCCACCUUCAGUGAAUACACUGUUGUCUCUGAAAUCUCACUGUGCAAGGUUGACCCGAAAGCCCCUCUGGACACUGUUUGCUUGCUUGGCUGCGGCAUUUCCACCGGCUACGGCGCAGCCCUGAACACUGCCAAGGUCGAGCCAGGUUCCACGUGCGCCAUUUUCGGCCUCGGAGCCGUCGGUCUGGCCGCUGCCAUGGGCUGCAAGGAGGCCGGUGCCACCACCAUCAUCGGAGUGGACAUCAACCCCAGCAAAUUUGAAACCGGCAAGAAGUUCGGCUGCACUGAGUUUGUAAAUCCCAAGGACCACCAAGAGCCCAUUCAAAACUUUUUGGUCUCUCACGUUGAUGGGGGACUGGAUUACACUUUUGAGUGUGUCGGCAAUGUCAACACCAUGAGGUCAGCUUUGGAGGCUUGCCACAAGGGCUGGGGCACGUCAGUGAUUGUGGGAGUGGCAGCUGCCGGACAGGAGAUUUCCACCAGACCCUUCCAGUUGGUGACAGGUCGCACCUGGAAGGGCACCGCCUUUGGAGGCUGGAAGAGCAAGGACAGCGUGCCGAUGCUGGUUGAGCGCUACAUGAAUAAGAAAAUGAUGGUCGACGAAUUUGUCACUCAACGCAUGCCACUGGACAAAAUCAAUGAGGCAUUCCAACUCAUGCACGAGGGAAAAAGCAUUCGAAGCGUGGUGCAACUGUAAUAACUAUAAUCUUUCCAAGAAGCUCUACAACAUCAAUAAAUAUACCAAUUAUAUUUUCGCAUGUUUUUCAUAUUAUGUAAUUUGCUCAAAUAAUUAAUUUGGAAUAAAUUUUUGGUAAUUCAUA
Cloeon dipterum is the source of this 1398-nucleotide messenger RNA. RefSeq names its product alcohol dehydrogenase class-3 Fdh (gene Fdh). The transcript is spliced from 7 exons. Gene Ontology annotation, cellular component: cytosol. Lineage: Eukaryota; Metazoa; Arthropoda; Insecta; Ephemeroptera; Baetidae. Bases 141 to 1274 code for a protein of 377 amino acids. The record is from RefSeq and is a predicted model, not a curated record. Gene Ontology annotation, molecular function: S-(hydroxymethyl)glutathione dehydrogenase [NAD(P)+] activity; zinc ion binding. Gene Ontology annotation, biological process: formaldehyde catabolic process.